Messenger RNA from Oryzias melastigma (Indian medaka), 1419 nucleotides. RefSeq names its product transmembrane protein 132D-like. The transcript is spliced from 4 exons. NCBI's taxonomy places the organism in Eukaryota, Metazoa, Chordata, Actinopteri, Beloniformes, Adrianichthyidae. The coding region runs from base 1 to 1419 and encodes 472 amino acids. The record is from RefSeq and is a predicted model, not a curated record.
AUGAUGCUCAACUUUUUCCUCCGCUCUCUGUUUCCAGUUGCUGCCCUUCUAACGGCUUUAAAAGCUGCUGAGAGCCAGAAACAUCCAGGUGACUCUGGGAUCUUCUCCAUUCCAUCUCCAGUUUAUCCCGUCAUCAACUUCCAGGUCCUCAAUGCGGAUCAUGUCUUCCUCAGACAGGAGGGUGCAGAGCUGUCUGGAAACUCCACUCUAAAAGCACAAACUCAGACUUUUCUCAUCACCAGCCCGCAAGCCAAAGCCCUCCAACCAUCCAUCAAGGCUUCUUACGGCCCUCUUGCCGUAGAUGCUUCCAUCCCCACGGAGCUGCUCCUGAGCGGACGCAGGAUCAUUCCUGUCAUUUUGGCCCGCCAGGUUCGUUCCUCAUCCCCUCUUGUCAAGAUUCUCUUCCACAUGCCCUCAGAGAGCAAUAUCUCUAUUGGGGAGGGAGCAGCGGGCUCCAAAGGAGAGGAUGAGAUGAAAAACGCUGGGGCCAGCGUCAAGGAGAGAGCCCACUGUGUGACAGCCUACGCCUUCUGGGAGACGAGGGAAGUCCGUGGGGCUUGCUUGCUAUCUCCAGGUGGAUUCUGCGUGGCGCAGCUGAAGCUGGAGCCCUCCUGGUUCAGCUCAGCCAGCAGGUCUGGAAGCUCCAGCAGGGAAGCAGGACGAGCUGAAGGAAUCAAGGGACUUCAGGAGACUCUGGUUGAAGUCUACUUUCAGAGCAGAAGAGACCCAACGGGUCAGUGCGCGCCCCAGGACAGCCUACAGCGGGUCGGAGUGGGAAGAAGCAGAGACUCUGGGGGGUCGGGGACGCCCAUGAGGCGGAUUGGAAGCGUCACUCUUCUCAAAGCUCCAGCGGGAAACCCCACUUUUCUCCGACUGAGGCUGGGAGGUUCUGUUGUGAUCCAAACAACUUCUAAGCCUCUGAAAGCCACAGAUGUGGCAACUUUCUACAUUUUCUUGGCCAGUACAUCUACGCUGGAAAACUUUACACUCAGGGCGGCGGUAAAAAGCGGGCUGUCCUUCAGUGCAGCUCGGCCCAGCGACCCGUCGCUGUGGGACAUCGUGGUGGAGCCAGGAAGAGGAGCCACCCCCAACAACGUCUCUGUUGUUUGUCACAGGAAGGCAUCAGUCACUGCAAAAAGGGGUCUCCUGGAGGUUUUACAGCUGGACUUUGCACCAAAGGAUAUUUCAGAGCAGGCGGAGACUCAGAGCAUCUCUUGGCGCUUGGAGUUGCCAGGAAAUGUCAAAGAUGUCGGCAUCAUGAGGAUCUACACCACCCAGAGAGAUUACAUGGGACUGGCCCCCUUGGUGAUGGUGAGAUGCAAACAUUUACUAUCAUUUUGUAUUGUUUUAUCUAAUUUACCAUUGAUUUUGUUCAUAAUCAUGGUUUUUAAUAGAUUCCUACUUUGCAGGCUGGAUUAA